AUGUCACAAGAGUUAGCAAAACAUCAUGGCAAUGUCAUCGUGGCAUCGAAUAGAAUUCCGGUCACCAUUAAGGAGGACGAAGAUGGCAAUUAUGGAUACUCCAUGUCAUCCGGAGGUCUAGUUACAGCAUUACAAGGUAUGAAAAGGCCGUUUCAAUGGUUUGGCUGGCCGGGCAUGUCCGUAGAUGAUAAAGAUGAGGCCGCCGUUAUUGAGAAGGAUUUGAAAGAGAAAUUUAACUGCUUCCCGGUGUGGCUAAGUGAUGAAGUUGCAGACCUUCACUAUAACGGAUUCUCCAACUCUAUCCUCUGGCCAUUGUUCCAUUAUCACCCUGGUGAAAUGAACUUUGACGAUGCUGCUUGGGCGGCGUAUAUUCAGGCCAACAAGCAGUUUUGCAAUGAAAUUAUAAAGAGAGUUCACGAUGGUGAUCUUGUCUGGGUACAUGAUUACCACCUUAUGCUAGUUCCUACCAUGUUGCGAGAGCAACUGAAAAAGAAGGGAUUGAAAAAUGUUCAGAUCGGAUUUUUCUUGCAUACUCCUUUCCCCUCUAGUGAGAUAUAUAGGAUUCUUCCAGUGAGAGCCGAAAUCUUGAGGGGUGUUCUGGGAUGUGAUCUCAUAGGAUUCCACACUUAUGAUUACGCUCGCCACUUUCUCAGUUCAGUCGAGAAGAUACUCAAAAUCCGCACGAACCCUCAGGGUGUUUAUUACGAUCAUAGACAAGUAACUAUUAGUGCCGAUCCCAUUGGAAUUGACGUCGACAAGUUUCUCACUGGUCUGAAGAAAGAUUCUGUUCAGGCUAGAAUACAGCAAUUGAAGCAAAUGUUUGGACCUGACACUAAGUUGAUUGUAGGUGUUGAUCGAUUAGAUUAUAUCAAGGGUGUUCCUCAGAAGUUGCACGCUUUAGACGUAUUUCUCGAAGCCCACCCUGAAUGGGUAGGAAAAGUGGUACUUAUUCAAAUUGCUGUUCCAUCAAGAGGUGAUGUUGAGGAAUAUCAGAAUUUGCGCGCCAAUGUCAACGAAUUGGUGGGCCGGAUCAAUGGUCGCUAUGGCACUGUAGAGUUUGUGCCUAUUCAUUUUCUACAUAAGUCUGUCAACUUUGAAGAGCUUAUUGCCGUAUAUGCGGCCAGUGACCUCUGUUUGGUUUCCUCAACGAGAGAUGGUAUGAAUUUGGUUAGUUUUGAGUACAUUGCCUGCCAGGAGAAAGGAAAGGGUUCGUUAGUAUUAAGUGAGUUUGCCGGUGCCGCUCAAUAUCUUAAUGGAGCCAUCAUAGUGAAUCCGUGGAAUACAGAAGAACUCGCUGAAGCCAUAUACGAAGGUUUAACUAUAAGUGAGGAAAAGAAGGCCAGUAACUUCCGCAAGAUGUUCAAGUAUAUCCGUAAGUACACUGCUAGUUAUUGGGGGGAGACUUUUGUGAAGGAGUUAUCUAGGGUUUAA
Messenger RNA from Brettanomyces nanus, 1431 nucleotides. It is a transcript of the gene TPS1, whose product is annotated as Trehalose-6-P synthase/phosphatase complex synthase subunit. Gene Ontology annotation, biological process: trehalose biosynthetic process; cellular response to heat. Gene Ontology annotation, cellular component: alpha,alpha-trehalose-phosphate synthase complex (UDP-forming); cytosol. The coding region runs from base 1 to 1431 and encodes 476 amino acids. The transcript has a single exon. The record is from RefSeq and is a predicted model, not a curated record. Lineage: Eukaryota; Fungi; Ascomycota; Pichiomycetes; Pichiales; Pichiaceae. Gene Ontology annotation, molecular function: alpha,alpha-trehalose-phosphate synthase (UDP-forming) activity.